CAUUUUAUUUUCUUCCAAGUGACCCUAAUAGCGUUCUCCUUUGUACAAGCUCAAAAAAAUAACAAAAAGAAACCAGGUCGACCUAUUCCAGUCUAGUCUAUUUCUUAAGUAACUCAAAAGACUAUUUCUGAUUGUAUAAAAACCAAACGGCAUCACAGAAAGCCGUCAUAGUCCUCCUGAGCAACAAGGGGCGCUACAGAACUACAUUUUUAAAUAUAUAUAUAUAUAUAUAUAUUUAUUUAUUUUAUAAGCCAGUAUGGAAAGACAAAAGAUUAAUUAAAUUACUUUGAUUCGGUUAGACGGGGAACUCAUUUUCGGUUCAAAGGGACUAGUUUCUUUUUCAUUUCCCCUCCCUGCCGCAUUUUUCUUGUUUGCUGGCUGUGUUUUUCCCCCCCGGGUGGUUCCGUCAUGUCGGGGAUGCAGCAGCUCAGGCUGCUGGUCAGCGAGCGGCUAACGGCGGCUGCAGAGGAAAUCUUCGGGCUCGUUGAGAGGACAAUAACGGAGUACCAGGAGGAGGUGGUCCGCUCCAAGAGAGAAAUCAUCCAGCUGAGGCAGCAGAUCGAGCAGCUGACCGUCUUACAGCCCCGAGUGUCUUUGUUCAAAGGAGAUGUCGAGUCAGUGUCAGAGAACCAAAGCCAGCCCCCAGCAGAGGAACAAAAGGAAGGUGGAGACCAUCAGCAGGUUAAAGAGGAGCAGCUGGACGUCUGCAUCAUCCCAGACGUGGACACCGAUUCUUCUGACGACAUAAAAGCUUCUCCUUUCGAAUCAGAGACGACCCCUCACGUCGACCCCCAGCUGUUACCAAGCGUCAGCUCCAUAACCGUGACUCUGAACAGCGGCGACGAGGGAAAAUGGAUUCGGAAUUUUGGCGGGGGCUCGUCGCAUUGCGGUCCAAGUCGCGGCCUCGUUUCCCUCGUGCGGCCGGAGCACGUCCUGGACAGCAAGUCCUGCCGUCUCUGCGGCGUGUCCUUCAUCAGGGACUGCGACCUGAUCAGGCACGUGGACGAGUCCCACGCGGGGCAGAAGGCCUUCAAGUGCUUCGAGUGUCACAAGGAGUUCGCCCGGAAAGACAGCUUGACUUUGCAUCUGAGGGUCCACACGGGCGAGAAGCCGCACAGGUGUCCCUUCUGCGGGAAGUUCUUCACCCAGACCUCAAACCUCAGGGUUCACAUGAGAAAGCACACGGGCGAGAAGCCGUACUACUGCAGCUCGUGUGGCAAAAUGUUCGCCCGGAGGGACAGCCUGGCUUUGCACAUGAGGGUCCACACGGGCGAGAAGCCGCACAGAUGCCCCUUCUGCGAGAAGACCUUCACCCAGACCUCCAACCUCAGGGUUCACAUGAGGAAGCACACGGGCGAGAAACCGUACUACUGCGACACCUGCGGCAAAAUGGUGGCGCACUCGUAUCACCUGAAGAUAUGCUCCCGACAGACCUCAUACACGGCAGACAUCACCGGGGAGAGGGCGUUUCGCUGCUUCCGGUGUGGCAAAAAGUUCCACACGAUUUCAGACCUGAACGUGCACAUGAAGAUCCACGAGGCGAGAAAGUCGCACGCGCUCGUGCAGGUUUUCUCGUAAUCGGCUGUUUCGCUCUUCAUAAUGUCAAGACGUUGUUUAGAAUUGUGAAUGCAAAUGAUUUUUUUUUUUUUUCACACAUUAAAAAAAUUUAAAUCGGUGUACAGGAUUACAUACAGAAGCUUGGUGUGUUUUAGGUCCUUUUACUUCCUGUUGUUAUAUCUCUGUAAUUAAAUUGAGAAUGAUGAAC
Molecule: messenger RNA, 1765 nt
Organism: Xiphophorus couchianus (Monterrey platyfish)
Lineage: Eukaryota; Metazoa; Chordata; Actinopteri; Cyprinodontiformes; Poeciliidae
Product: zinc finger protein 664-like
Exons: 3
Coding region: 409-1578 (389 amino acids)
Biological process (GO): embryo development; regulation of transcription by RNA polymerase II
Cellular component (GO): nucleus
Molecular function (GO): DNA-binding transcription activator activity, RNA polymerase II-specific; RNA polymerase II cis-regulatory region sequence-specific DNA binding
Source: RefSeq, a predicted model, not a curated record